Molecule: messenger RNA, 5299 nt
Organism: Danio aesculapii
Lineage: Eukaryota; Metazoa; Chordata; Actinopteri; Cypriniformes; Danionidae
Gene: polr1a
Product: RNA polymerase I subunit A
Exons: 34
Coding region: 105-5186 (1693 amino acids)
Biological process (GO): DNA-templated transcription
Cellular component (GO): RNA polymerase I complex
Molecular function (GO): DNA binding; DNA-directed RNA polymerase activity
Source: RefSeq, a predicted model, not a curated record
AGUCCGCUCGCCUAGAACAUGGUCACACGUGUUUCAGAUCUACAUGACGCACAUGGGAAAUACAGAGAGAUUUUUACCAUAAUUUAUAGGUUUUUACUUUGAAAAUGCAAUUUUCAAAAGAAACACCAUGGAGGCGAUUAGAGGGCAUGUCAUUUGGCCUGUUCUCCGCUGAGGAAACAAGGAAACUGAGUGUGAAAAAUAUCACAAAUUCUCAGUUGUUGGAUAAUGUGGGCAAUGCUGCUGCAAACGGGCUGUAUGACCUAGCACUCGGUCCGGCUGAUAACAAGGAGAUCUGUUCUACCUGCAUGCAGGAUUUCAGCAGUUGCCCCGGACACUUUGGCCACAUAGAGCUGCCCCUGCCUGUUUACAACCCUCUGUUUUUUGAUAAAUUAUAUUUGCUCAUCCGGGGUUCAUGCCUGUCAUGUCACAUACUAAAGUGUCCAAGAGCAGCUAUUCAUUUACUGCUGGGCCAGCUUAAGCUCCUGGACAUUGGGGUCAUGAAGGAGGUGUUUGAGAUUGAAAACGUUCUCAAUCAGCUUCUGGAAUCCAACCCUAACCCACCUGGAGUAGAAAUCCAAGAAACUCUGAAUAACUUUGUUAAAACCAUCCUCGAAGCCAGAAAAGACAAGCAACACACUGAUCCUGUCAAGCACAUCUGUGAGAAAAAGUCCAGUCUCAUUACCAGUUUCUGGAGAAUACAAAUGGGCCCAAAAAGAUGCCAGAAUUGCAAAGCCAAUAGAAUGACUGUGCGCAAAGAACACAACAGCAAGCUCAUCGUCACUCAAACAAUGCACAAAAAAACUUAUGAACAGGAUGAUGAUUCACAAAUGACCAAACGUAUAUUCCUGACUCCGAGUGUGGCACGAGAGCACAUCAUCAAACUCUGGGAGACAGAAGGUUUUUUCCUGAAGCAUUUGUUCUCAGGGUUUGACAUGGGCCACUCUGAGAAAGGCUUUAAUCCUGAAGCUUUCUUCUUGGAGUUGCUGGUGGUUCCUCCAUGCAGGUACAGACCUAUUAAUCGUUUGGGAGACCAGAUGUUCACCAAUGGACAGACUGUGAACAUGCAGGCUGUGUUAAAGGAUGGAUUCAUCAUUCAGAAAUUACUCACACUAAUAGCUGAUGAGAAAACCAAGGCUAUUGAAGGCACACAGACAGAGCUCGAGCAGUCCAAUGAAGCCCCAGAGGUCACUGAAAUUGAUCAGAGCUUCCUAACUUCCAUCCAAGGAGUGACUCUCACAGACAAGCUCUACAGCACCUGGAUCCACUUGCAGAGUCUUGUCAACAUUGUUUUUGACAGCGACAUGGACAAAUUGAUCACUGAGAAGUUCCCAGGUGUCCGGCAGCUCUUGGAGAAGAAAGAGGGUUUAUUUAGGAAGCACAUGAUGGGGAAGCGUGUGGAUUACGCUGCACGCUCCGUCAUCUGUCCUGAUAUGUACAUCGGAACCAAUGAGAUUGGAAUUCCAAUGGUUUUUGCUACCAAGUUGACAUAUCCUCAACCUGUGACACCCUGGAAUGUGAAGGAAAUGAGGCAGGCAGUGCUGAAUGGACCCAACGUUCACCCUGGAGCCACCAUGGUUGUUAAUGAAGACGGGUCUCGCACUAUUCUCAGCAGUACCAAUCUUACCCAAAGAGAAGCCGUGGCCAAACAGCUCCUGACUCCCAGCACUGGCCAGCACAGGAUACCCAUGAAGAUUGUAAAUCGGCACAUCAAAAAUGGGGAUGUGCUGCUGUUAAACCGUCAGCCUACUCUCCACAGACCAUCAAUUCAGGCCCACUGCGCUCGGAUCCUGCCUGGAGAGAAAGUGCUCAGGUUACAUUAUGCUAACUGUAAGGCCUAUAACGCUGACUUUGAUGGAGAUGAGAUGAAUGCACACUUCCCUCAGAGUGAGCUGAGCAGAGCUGAAGCCUACACACUAGUGAGCACAGACCAGCAGUACUUAGUGCCAAAAGAUGGGAAGCCAUUGGCAGGCUUGAUUCAGGAUCACAUGGUUUCUGGCACCAGCAUGACCAUUCGUGGCUGUUUUUUCACACGGGAUCAGUACACUGCACUAGUCUACAGAGGCUUAACAGAUAAGAUCGGCAGAGUCAGGCUUCUCCCUCCCACACUUAUUAAACCUGUGCUGUUGUGGACAGGAAAGCAGGUGGUCUCGACCCUUUUGCUGAAUGUCAUCCCAGAAAACAGCAUCCCUUUAAACUUGACUGGAAAAGCAAAGAUUCCUGGUAAAGCCUGGGUAAAGGAUUCUCCCAGAUCUGUUCCAGGAUACGUGCCAGAAUCCAUGUGUGAAUCUCAGGUGGUCAUUCGUCAGGGAGAACUCUUGAUGGGGGUUCUGGAUAAAGCUCACUAUGGGAGCUCAGCGUAUGGUUUGGUCCACUGCUGCUAUGAGCUCUAUGGAGGAGAGACCAGUGGGAAACUGCUCAGCUGUCUGGCACGGCUCUUCACUGCCUACCUGCAACUUUACCGCGGUUUCACUUUGGGUGUGGAGGACAUUCUUGUAAAGGACGGAGCCAACAAACAAAGGAAAAAAAUCAUCAAAAAGUCAGUCACGUGUGGCUCCAAGGCUCUUCAGGCUGCUUUUAACCUGCCAGCUGCAGCUGAAGACACUGAAGCCAGAGAACGCUGGCAAGAUGCACAUCUGAACAUAGACCAGAGAGAUUUCAACAUGGUAGACCUGAAGUUCAAAGAAGAGGUCAAUCAAGUGAACAACAACAUCAACAAGGUCUGCAUGCCACUGGGUCUCCACCGCUCGUUCCCUGAAAACAACCUACAAAUGAUGGUGCAGUCAGGAGCCAAGGGGUCUACUGUUAAUACUAUGCAGAUCUCCUGUUUGUUGGGUCAAAUUGAGCUGGAAGGCCGCCGACCUCCACUGAUGCCUUCUGGGAAGUCUCUGCCCUGCUUUCAGCCCUAUGAGCCACAGCCUCGCUCUGGAGGAUUCGUGACCGGCAGAUUCUUGACUGGAAUCAAACCUCCUGAAUUCUUCUUCCAUUGUAUGGCUGGUCGUGAAGGUCUUGUGGACACUGCAGUGAAAACCAGUCGUUCUGGUUACCUGCAAAGAUGUGUGAUUAAGCAUCUUGAAGGUCUGGUGGUCCAGUAUGAUCUGACUGUGCGGGACAGCGAUGGAAGUGUGGUCCAGUUUCUUUAUGGAGAGGACGGGUUAGACAUUCCCAAAACCCAGUUCCUACAGCCACGGCAGUUCCCUUUCAUCAAAGACAACUAUGAGGUUAUCAGGAAGUCCAAGUGCUUGGAUGAAGUUUUGGCUAAAAUGGACCCAGUGGCUGCAUUGAAUCACUUUAAAGCUAUAAAGAAAUGGAAAGCCAAGCAUGAGCAUGCUUCACCCAGAGACGGUGCCUUCUUACUCUUCUCCCAGAAGAAGAUGAGCAAGCUGAAGGCUCAAGUAGAGGGUCAUGAGCUAGUCAAUGGGAGAGAAGAGGCCACUUUACAGCUCAUAGAAAGAUGGAGGGCUCUGGAUGAGUCUGGCCGGAUGAGGUAUUCAAAGAAGACUUCUCAUUGUCCAGAACCGUGUCUGGGUCUUUACCGGCCAGACAUCAGCUUCGGUUCAGUGUCUGAGACAUUUGACUCCAUUGUUGAGUCUUAUCUUAAUCAGUUCAACGUCAAGCAGGAAUUUCAGGCAUCUUCUGAAACCACUGACACAGAUAGGUUGAGAAAUCUCCUGCAGCUGAAAUGGCAGAGAGCUCUGUGCGACCCUGGAGAGGCUGUGGGUCUGAUUGCAGCUCAGAGCAUCGGUGAACCAUCCACACAAAUGACCCUCAACACCUUUCACUUUGCCGGCAGAGGAGAGAUGAAUGUCACACUGGGUAUUCCCAGAUUAAGAGAAAUUCUCCUGGUUGCGAGUUCUAACAUCAAAACCCCUAUGAUGAGCAUUCCAGUUGUGAUGAACAAGAAAGCCUUGAAGCAGGUUAAAACACUGCGGAAGAAGAUAACACGAGUCUGCUUAUCAGAGGUGCUUCAUAAAGUAGAUGUGAUAGAAACUUUCCGAAUGCCAAAGAAGGAGACCCUGAAGUCACGAGUCUUCAAAAUCACGUUCCACUUCCUGCCACCUGAGCGAUACCAGCAAGACAAGCUACUCAACCCCGAUGAGAUCCUUCACUACAUGGAACAAAAGUUCUUCCGCAUGCUGUUGGAGGCCAUUAAGAAGCUGAGUGCGAAAUUGGCUGCUAUCAGUUUGGUGGAAACUCGUAGAGCCACCGUGACUGAUAAUGAUCAAGAUACCACUGAUGGCGCCGCAGACAGAGAGGGCGAUGGAGGGGAGGAUGCAGAAAACGAGAGGAUUGUGGAUGAUGAGGCUAAUGAAGGUGAUGCUGAUGCCACAGAUUCCAAGAGAAAAGAAAAGCAAGAAGAGGAGGUAGACUAUGAGAGCGAGGAGGGAGAGGAGGGCAGUGAUCAGGAGCAGGAGGAAGUGGCUGAGGAACAGGAGGAGUCUCAGGAGGUCUCUGAGGAAGGGUCUGCUGAGAGCCAACAGAGAAUUAACUCUGAACAGCCGAAGGGAAGCUCACAGGGCUCAAUGAGGAUCAACUCUGUGCUGCAGUUAAGCGCUUCCAUUGAGAACUACAAAUAUGACACCAAAAAAGGACUGUGGUGUGAGUUGACCCUGGUCAUGCCGAUCACUAAAGUGCACUUUGACCUCACGUCAGUGGUGGUGAAACAGGCUCAGGACGCUGUCAUCAUGGAGACCAAGGGCAUCACGCGCUGUUUGUUAAAUGAAGUGACCAGAAAGGACGGAAGUAAAGAGAUGAUGCUCAACACAGAAGGCAUCAACAUUCAUGAGAUGUUCAAACAUGCUGAUAUCCUGGACUUGAAGAGGUUAUACUCCAACGAGGUUCAUGCCAUGGCCAGCACAUAUGGUAUUGAGGUGGCCCUCAGAGUCAUCGAGAAGGAGAUUAAAGAUGUGUUUGCUGUAUACGGUAUUGAAGUGGAUCCUCGUCAUCUGUCUCUAGUGGCCGAUUACAUGUGUUUCGAGGGAGUGUACAAGCCUCUCAAUCGUUUCGGCAUUCAGUCCAACAGCUCCCCACUGCAACAGAUGACCUUUGAGACCAGUUUCAAGUUCCUGAAGCAAGCCACGAUGUUAGGAUCUUAUGAUAAACUCAGUUCGCCCUCAGCUUGUUUGGUUGUAGGAAAAGUUGUGAAAGGAGGAACUGGACUCUUUGAUCUGAAACAACCAUUACAGUAAUGGAUUUGGAAUGAGGAAUUUAAUUGCUCACUGCUAAGUAGUUUACCGUUGGACAUUUGGAUGAUAAAGAAGCAUGUUUUCUGUUUAUAACAUCAAUAAAUAUUUUAUCAUUU